CCCUCUGUCUGCUCCUCCUCCUCCUCUUCUCGUCCUUUUCCAGGUCUCUCCUUCAUUAAUGGACUGGGAGUGAGCGUGUUUCCGCCCCUGUAGAGCGGUUCGUCCUGGAGGAGGACUGGAGCAGGACCGUCCAGAAGUCUCUGAGGCGCCAUGUCCCUCAGAGUUUCAGCCAUGAGCGUCCUUCCUCCGGUUCGGCGAGACCGCGUCAUCGCUCAGCUGCCUCAGUGUUUCACCAAGGAGGCGGCGGUCCACACCAAAGGCGAUUUCAACAACCAAGUGAGGACGGCCUGCCAGGAGCAGCGGACCGGCACCGUGGGAUUUAAAAUCUCAAAGGUCAUCGUGGUGGGAGACCUGGCUGUGGGCAAAACCUGCCUGAUCAACAGGUUUUGUAAAGACACCUUUGAUAAGAACUACAAGGCGACGAUCGGCGUGGACUUCGAGAUGGAGCGCUUCGAGGUGCUGGGCGUUCCCUUCAGCCUGCAGCUGUGGGACACGGCCGGGCAGGAGAGGUUCAAGUGCAUCGCUUCCACCUACUACCGCGGAGCGCAGGUUGUGAUCAUCGCGUUCGACGUGAACGACGUGGCGUCUCUGGGUCACGUCAGGCAGUGGCUGGAAGACGCCCUGAAGGAGAACGACCCCACCGCCGUGCAGCUCUUCCUGGUGGGCACAAAGAAAGACCUGAGCUCACCUGCUCAGUAUUCUCGUAUUGAAGAAGACGCCAUCAAAAUAGCGAGUGAGAUCCGAGCGGAGUACUGGGCCGUUUCUUCCCUGACCGGGGAGAACGUCCGGGAGUUCUUCUUCCGCGUGGCCUCGGUGGCUUUCGAGACCAACGUCCUGGCGGAGCUGGAGAAGAGCGGAUCGAGGCAGAUCGGCGAAGUCGUCAGAAUCGGCAGCAAUCCAAGCAACCUGUACGCCACGUCCAAGAAGAAGCAGUCCGCCUGCUGCCAGUGAGGAGCCGAGACCCGGGUCCCGGGUCCGAGGCCCCGGAGGGCCGGGGAGAGUUCCUGUGGUGGGAGCGGGAGGAGGCCGAGCCCGCCGCCCACACACACUCGCAUGGAGUCUCUUUUUCCUGGCCCUCAGAAAGCCUUUCCUCUGCAGAUUCCUGUGGCGUUGCUCACUUUACUGACGCAGGAACCCGGUACUGCCAAAGAACGACUGACUGCUCCGUUUAACUAGGCUUUAAUGAAAUCUGCUGGAGUUGGUUUUGCGUUUUAGGUUUUUCUUUAGAGUAAUAAUCUGGUUUUGUUCAGUAGUUUAACUCUUGAUCUUCAACCAGUGUGAUCCUUCAAACUUCAGGUAUUAAGGGAAAGAAAAGUUGUUUUUUCAGCCUUCCUGUCAUGUUGAUCCUCUCAACAUCAGAUUCAGUGUUUCUGAAGCUUCAAACCACAAAUUCAGAUUUUAUUUUGAGUAGAUUCUUCAUUCUGUUUACAAAGACAUGACUGAACUUGCUAAGUAUCGUAUAAAAACUGAAAUGUUAGUAUUUACCACUUUAUCGUCUUGAUUUGUCUGAAUAUCUUUUAUACAACACUAAUAACAUUAAAAAGAAAGAGAAUAAAUCACAGUUUACAGUGUAGAAAGCAAAUCUUAUAAAGUAUAUUCAUAUUAACCCGGGAUGAGGCGUUCGGUUCGGGACGGACGGCGUCAGUUG
This is a messenger RNA of Salarias fasciatus (jewelled blenny), 1648 nucleotides long. It is a transcript of the gene rab34a, whose product is annotated as RAB34, member RAS oncogene family a. The transcript has 11 exons. Lineage: Eukaryota; Metazoa; Chordata; Actinopteri; Blenniiformes; Blenniidae. The record is from RefSeq and is a predicted model, not a curated record. Gene Ontology annotation, molecular function: GTPase activity; GTP binding. The coding region runs from base 151 to 951 and encodes 266 amino acids.